GGAGGCCUCCGCCCUUCCAGCCGCGGAGAAGCUGCAGCCGGAGGUGUCGCGAGCCGCGUCCAGAGCCGCUGACCUACGGCGGAUGCCAGAGAUUCUUCCUGAGUCUUCUGGGCUUGUUUGUUUUCGGCUCAAAAUAAUCCUGUACCAAAGAGACAUUUUGGGGAGGCAAGCUUCACUGCACAGCCCUGUUUUCAUCAGACAGCCUGCAAUACAGGACCCGGGAUGUCGGAGCUGGAGAAGGCCGUGGUGGCCCUGAUUGACGUCUUCCAUCAGUAUUCUGGGAGGGAGGGGGACAAGCACAAGCUGAAGAAAUCCGAACUCAAGGAGCUCAUCAACAGCGAGCUUCCCCACUUCCUGGAGGAAAUCAAAGAGCAGGAGGUCGUGGACAAAGUCAUGGAGACACUGGACAGCGAUGGAGAUGGCGAGUGUGACUUCCAGGAAUUCAUGGCUUUUGUCGCCAUGGUUACCACUGCCUGCCACGAGUUCUUUGAACACGAGUGAACUGGGGAAAACCGACACGCAGUUCCUGCAGCGGAGACGCGCGCGUCGUGCAGGGCGGUGGAGGCAAGGCUUUGGCAGGACAGUAGGCGCUGAGCUUUCCGGCUGUGUUGUAGCUAAUUAGGAAGCUUGAUUUGCUUUGUGAAUGGAAAAUUUAAACCUCUUUCCAGGGGCUGUUUUUAGUGGCCCCCGUCAUUGCUCCUGCAAUAGUAAGCAUACAGUUAGCUGACUGGUCCCAGGACUGCUGGUAAUCUUCAUUUAGGAAAGUCAGUUCUCGGUCACAAAGCGUGUGCUCUCCUAGCUGUGUAGACCCUUAGCCCAGAAAAAACAAACUGACCAGGAGCAUUGGGGUUUUCUUAAGCUUCCACUACAUUUGAAAAUACGAAGCUUUGUCCACUAUCCUUCGCAAAGGCUGCCCUUCGUUAACUCUGUUCCUCACUGGGGCAAAUGAGACCUAACGUGGGAGGGUGGCCUGACCGUCUGUGCCACCCACCCAAAGCGCGCGGCCACAUCUAGAUCCCUUCCCUGCGGUGUGCUGUGACUGUCACGUGUGUGAUGCUGCCAGUUCUGGGUGGAACAUCUGCCUCAGAAAGCAAGUGCCGACAUUAUCACUGUGAUUGGAACUGAGAAUGGAAGUUCUACCCUCGGUGGGGUUCUCCUCAGAGGAACACUCUCUGCCAGAUCUGGGGGGGCCACGUGGCUCAGGUGGCACGAGCGGGAGCAGGGGAGCUCAGGUGGGUCUCACGCUGCCUUGGAGACAGCUGUGCCCACCUCCUGCCCAGUCUGUAGAAGGAGGGCUUCCGGAAGAUGUGUCUGGUCCGCUGGAGAAGGUCGUUCCUGACCUGUGGAAUGUGAAGCCAGGGAGCCUAUUUAUGGCCUUUAUGCUUCUGUGUCCACAAAUUCAAAUACAUCAAGUUUCAAAUCAAAUAGUCAAGUUGCAAAUACUGGAAAUCACUUCCAAGAAAAUUCAAAUUACGCUUUCCACCCUUUUUCUGAUUUGCUAUUUUUAAGGACAGACUUGGGAGAUUCAGGAACCAAUUGAUCGCUUGUAUUUGCAUUAACUAAAAAGCAUUGUAACAAGUCUCCGAAGCUGUUAAACAUGAAAUAAAAGCUAAAUGCCUGCAAAA
This is a messenger RNA of Phacochoerus africanus (Common warthog), 1625 nucleotides long. RefSeq names its product S100 calcium binding protein B (gene S100B). Gene Ontology annotation, molecular function: RAGE receptor binding; S100 protein binding; zinc ion binding. Bases 223 to 501 code for a protein of 92 amino acids. The record is from RefSeq and is a predicted model, not a curated record. Gene Ontology annotation, cellular component: cytoplasm; nucleus. NCBI's taxonomy places the organism in Eukaryota, Metazoa, Chordata, Mammalia, Artiodactyla, Suidae. Gene Ontology annotation, biological process: positive regulation of canonical NF-kappaB signal transduction; positive regulation of cell population proliferation. The transcript has 4 exons.